Molecule: messenger RNA, 122 nt
Organism: Trichomonas vaginalis G3
Lineage: Eukaryota; Parabasalia; Trichomonadida; Trichomonadidae
Exons: 1
Source: RefSeq, a predicted model, not a curated record
AUGCCUCAAACUCCACCUCCACCACCUCCAACGCAAUACGAACAACCAGCUCCUCCUCCUCAACAACAACCAUAUCCACAGCAAUAUCCUCAGCAACAGUAUCCACAACAAUAUCCACAGCA